Miscanthus lutarioriparius is the source of this 1242-nucleotide messenger RNA. The record is from the annotation of a GenBank genome assembly. Lineage: Eukaryota; Viridiplantae; Streptophyta; Magnoliopsida; Poales; Poaceae.
AUGGCCGUCGCCACUGUUACCGCCACCCAUCUCGCUCCCUCUUUUCCAUCCCGUAGUCGCCGGAGACGCGCCGCGCCCCGCGCGGCGGCAGGCGGCCUAACGGCGCGCGCGCGGCGGCUGCGCUGCGAGUUCGUCGCCGGCGGUGGGAACGGGGCGCUCUCCGGAGAGGACGACCCUCGCCUCGUCGACCGCCAAAAAGCUCUUGAUGCAGCUAUGAAUGACAUAAACAGCUCUUUUGGAAAAGGAAGUGUUACAAGAUUAGGCAGUGCUGGUGGUGCUUUUGUUGAGACAUUCCCAAGUGGUUGUCUAACACUAGAUUUUGCUCUGGGUGGUGGCCUUCCAAUAGGAAGAGUAGUGGAGGUAUAUGGUCCAGAAAGCAGUGGAAAGACUACCCUAGCUUUGCAUGCAAUUGCUGAAGUACAGAAGCUUGGAGGAAAUGCCAUGCUUGUCGAUGCAGAGCAUGCUUUUGAUCCAGCUUAUUCAAAAGCUCUUGGGGUAGAUAUUGAAAAUCUGAUUGUCUGCCAGCCUGACAACGGAGAGAUGGCACUAGAAAUUGCGGACCGCAUGUGCAGAUCUAGAGCAAUAGAUCUUAUCUGUAUCGAUUCGGUGUCAGCACUCACUCCACGUGCAGAAAUUGAAGGUGAGAUAGGGAUGCAACAGAUGGGUCUACAAGCUCGUCUGAUGAGUCAAGCAUUGAGAAAGAUGUCAGGGAAUGCCUCAAAGGCUGGCUGUACUCUUAUGUUCUUGAAUCAAAUAAGAUACAAGAUUGGAGUAUUCUAUGGAAAUCCUGAAGUCACUAGUGGAGGGAUAGCCUUGAAAUUCUUUGCAUCUGUCCGCCUCGAGAUACGGCCCAUUGGGAAGAUAAAAUCUCCCAAAGGAGAUGAAGAUGUUGGUGUGAAGGUUCGUGUCAGAGUGCAAAAGAGUAAAGUAUCUAGGCCCUACAAGCAAGCUGAAUUUGAAAUCAUUUUUGGGGAGGGUGUUAGUAAAUUGGGGUGCGUUCUUGAUUGUGCUGAGCUGAUGGAUGUAGUUGCAAAGAAGGGUUCAUGGUACAGCUACAAAGAUAUAAGAUUGGGCCAAGGCAGAGAAAAGGCACUGCAGUAUCUCCGAGAGAGCCCAACCAUCUGCGAUGAGAUAGAAAAGGUGGUUCGCGCUAUGAUACCAGAAGGAUCCAGACAUAUGAGCUUGCUAGCUUUCGGGCAGUCAUCAUCAACUGAAGAUGAACAAGUGUAUGAUGAGCAAUAA